This is a messenger RNA of Dufourea novaeangliae, 2691 nucleotides long. It is a transcript of the gene oxt, whose product is annotated as xylosyltransferase oxt. The record is from RefSeq and is a predicted model, not a curated record. The transcript has 7 exons. The coding region runs from base 1 to 2691 and encodes 896 amino acids. Lineage: Eukaryota; Metazoa; Arthropoda; Insecta; Hymenoptera; Halictidae. Gene Ontology annotation, cellular component: membrane. Gene Ontology annotation, biological process: heparan sulfate proteoglycan biosynthetic process; chondroitin sulfate proteoglycan biosynthetic process. Gene Ontology annotation, molecular function: protein xylosyltransferase activity.
AUGGUUAUAACAAAGAAUCACUCAAUAAGUCGAUCGUCUAGUUGUUUACGAAAAUAUCGAAUACUUUUUCUAUUUGGUAUUACUGUACUAUGUAUACAAAUUUAUUUAGCACAUACAUUUUUCGGUUUGGAAAUUCGGAAUCAGAAAUCUAGCGGAUUGUCUUCAGGAGAAGAUGAUGUAUCUCAACCAGAAGAAGAUGAAGGCUUGCCAAGGGGUUUACGUCAAUUGAAGCUUCCACCUGACAAGCAAACUAACAGAAAUAAGGUUUUACAAUCUCAGCGAAACCAAACUAGUAGAAUAAAAUUAGAUCGUAAAUCAUUAAACUUUAUACCAUCUUGUGAAUUUAAUGGCAGAGAAGCAGUGAGUGCUGUGACACGUGCACAAAGUCAAAUAUGCAAACAAUGCAUUGUCAAUGUGACGUGCCUUAAUCAACAGGGAUUAUUAUAUCCAGAAAGAAUAACGUCUCUAUGUCCUCAUUCUCCAGGAUUUGUAGACAAGCCUAUCAGUCUUGGAUGCUUUAAAGAUGCUAAAACAUUACGACUACUUUCUAGUUAUUACCAUGUUUUUAAAGGGAACAACUCUCCAGAGCGUUGUGCUUUCUUGUGUCUACAAUCAGGAUAUCCAUAUGCUGGUACUGAAUAUUCUGUUGAAUGCUUCUGUGGAAUGGAAGAACCAUCUCAUCUAAACCGGUUACCAGAUUCUAGUUGUAAUAUGAAGUGUCCUGGUAAUCCAAAAUAUUCUUGUGGAGGUUAUUUGACUAUUAAUGUGUUCUGGACUGGAAUUCAGAAAUUUAAAGCACAAGAAGCUAGAAAUGCGAGUACGGAAGGUGAAAAUAACAAACCUGUUCAAAUAGCUUAUUUACUAACAGUAAAUGGCAGAGCCAGUCGACAAGUGAAGCGACUGAUCAAUAUUCUUUAUCAUCCUACACAUUUAUUUUAUAUUCAUGUUGACGCGCGACAAGAUUAUCUCUAUCGAGAAAUGUUAGAGGUGGAAAAGUCUUGUAAAACAAACAACAUUAAAGUAGCAAGAGGAGAAGGAUUAAGGCAUGCAAGUAUUUGGGGAGGUGCAAGUCUACUAACAACUCUUUUGAAAUCAGCGGAACAAAUGCUUGCACAUCAUCACCAUUGGGAUUUUCUUGUCAAUCUAUCUGAAUCUGACUAUCCCAUAAAAAGUAACGCGCACUUGGUUCAGUUUCUGAGUUUAAACAAAGGCAUGAAUUUUGUAAAAUCUCAUGGGCGAGAGGUUCAACGUUUUAUUACUAAACAAGGUUUAGAUAAAACUUUUGUAGAAUGUGAGACUCGUAUGUGGAGAAUAGGUGAUCGUAAAUUACCGAAUGGUAUUCAGAUAGACGGUGGUAGUGAUUGGGUAGCUUUAAGCAGAGAUUUUGUGGAAUAUGUUUUUUUUUUUCCUGCUGAGUCCUUUUUUCACACAGUUUUACGUAAUUCAAGAUUUUGUAAUACUUAUAUAGAUAACAAUUUACGUGUUACUAAUUGGAAAAGAAAGUUGGGCUGCAAAUGUCAAUAUAAAGCUGUAGUCGAUUGGUGUGGCUGCAGCCCAAAUGACUUCAAACUUGAAGAUUUUAGCAGGAUUCGAAAUACUAUAGAUCGCAAUUUAUUUUUUGCUCGCAAAUUUGAGUCUGUCAUUGAUCAAAGAAUCACAGACAGGGUGGAAGAAUGGUUGUAUCCUAAAAAGAUUAAUGAAACCCUCAUAGCUAAAGGAUAUGAUGCAUAUUGGCAAAGUUUAUACCAUACAGCAGAUUUGAGUCCUUUGACGGAUGAUGCACAACUAACAAUUUCAAAUUCCCUGGCAAGAUUAGUUUUUAAUAAAGUGAAGAUAAAGUACAACAAUGUUCGUCUCUUGGAAACAACUGCUUAUUUUAGACGAAAUCAGUUCAUGGGUAUAUUAGUUCUUGUAGAAGCUGUAAUACAACAGCCAUUAGUUCAACAAGAACUUGUGGAACGAAUAGAAACUCUUGUUUAUUUAAGACGUAAUUUUUCUACUAGCAGAGAAUGGUUAGGAAAGAUACAAAGUUUAUCAGUUAAUACUGAUUAUGAUCAAAAGGAGAAAACAUUUAGAAACUUAAUGGGAAGUAUAGGACCAUACUCAUAUCCAGUUUUAUCAUAUGAGUUUGAUUCUGGGAUUCCAACACCUCAAAAUUUAUCAAUACUAUGGGUGGAUCCGUAUGGUCGACUAGCAGAUGUUAAUUACAUACAACUUGAAGAAAUGACAUUAACAGGGUCUGUUAAACCUCAGUUCGGUGAACAUCUGGUUGUAGGUACAUGGCAUUUAUUUUUAGUUGCCAAUACUAUGUUAGUAGCGAAAAUGAAUUUUUUAGUAACACCAUUGGGAUAUUGGAAGAAUAAAAGAAUUGAUCCAGAAAGAGCUAAAACAGUAAAUAACGCUUCUGGUGAUAGUUAUGAUAUUACUGUAGAAAUGAAUAAAAAGUGGUCACAUUUAUUAAGUUCAGUAAUUGUUCAUGAACGACUUGCGUAUACUACAAGUGAUGAGAAUAAAGUCAAUUCUAAUUUGGAUCAAUGGAUAGAUAAACUAGUGCAGGAACAUUAUGAAAUUGAUAAAGUGUGUAUUGCCAAUGAUGUCAUUAAUAUUAAACUAAAAGUACAGAAAUGUAGUAAUACUCAUUGGAGCUCAUUGAGCCCAGAUUCAAAGGCUGAUAUCAGUAAUUUAUGUUAA